ACGUCAGGAUCGCAUCCAUUCCCUACGCGAAAUGCUUUGCAAACUGAAUCUAACAAGAGCAAUCCUCCCCGAUUCUGUGCGUUUCGGUGAGGAGGCAUUCACAUGCGCAGGCAUACAAGUCGGCUAAAGAACUCGGCGAAGUGGGAAGGUCAUUUUAAGUGUAGCGAGAGCUCGCGUCGAGUAUGGUCUGUGAAAGGGGGAACAUCACAAAGAGCCAACAUCAGUAACUUCGGGAUUUACUUGUAAAGGCGCUUUUUUCUGGAGAUCGUGGGAUAAUCUUUGUGUAAACAUGCCUGUAAGAAGAGGACACGUUGCGCCACAAAAUACAUUCCUUGGAAUGAUUAUUCGGAAAUUCGAGGGACAGAACCGGAAAUUUGUUAUAGCCAACGCCAGGGUUGAGAACUGUGCAAUUAUAUACUGCAACGAUGGCUUCUGUGAGAUGACAGGCUUCUCUAGACCAGACAUCAUGCAGAAACCAUGCACCUGCGACUUCCUGCAUGGCAACCUGACAGAGAAAGAGGCCAUCAGCCAGGUGGCCCAGGCUGUGUUUGGCUCAGAGGAGCGCAAGGUGGAGAUAACCUACUACCGCAAGGAUGGAACGGACUUUCAGUGUAACAUUCACGUAAUCCCUGUGAAAAAUGAGGAGGGUCUGGUGAUGAUGUUCAUCCUAAAUUUUGAUUAUGUCGUGGAUGAGGAAAGUGACAACUCCACAGAGAAGAUAAGCCCAACAUCCCCUUCAAAGUCUGAUCAAAGGAGUAGAUUCUUCCGCUUCCGCCAGGCUGCUUUGAGCUUAAUGAACACUAAGCAAUCACUUCCGCAAGAGGACCCGGAUGCUGUGAUGGUGGACCCACCCAAAGAGAAUGAGGGCUCAAUGGCCCUGCAGAGCUUCCCCUCACCCACCAAGAGCAUUUGCAGUCCCAUUGAGACCAAUGACACACAUGGCCUCAUAGGCUCAAGCCACCACUCUUCCCCAGCUAGCAUUGGACCUGAACCAAUUGACCAUUCAUCCCCAAUACUCCUCUGGGAGAAGCUGUACCAGACGGAGCCGCACCAGUCCUCCACCACCCUGUCAAACACUUUUCCCAGAGGCAGCUUCAACAGCAUGAGACGAGCCUCAUCUGUCCAUGAAAUUGAGGCCUACAGCUCCAAUUCCAAAAGCAUAUUCGGGGAUCGUACUACCAGUGAAGGCCCUUUUAAUAAUGUGAAGUCCAGCCUGCUUGGCUCUACCUCUGACUCUAACAUCAAUAAGUAUACCACCAUCCACAAGAUCCCCCUGAUUGCACUGAACUUCAACGAGGGGUCUGAAAAGAAGGCUCACUCUCCCCCAACAUCUGAGACAACCAUCAUAGCACCAAAGGUCAAAGAAAGAACUCACAAUGUCACGGAAAAAGUCACACAGGUCCUGUCACUUGGAGCUGAUGUGCUGCCAGAGUAUACUCAAACAGCCCGCAUUGACAAGUUCACCAUCCUCCACUACAGCCCCUUCAAAGCUGUGUGGGACUGGCUGAUCCUGCUGCUGGUCAUCUACACGGCAAUCCUCACUCCCUACUCCGCUGCCUUCCUUCUCAAUGACCAAGAGGAGCAGAAGAGACGUGAAUGUGGAUACUCCUGCAGCCCUCUGAACGUGGUGGAUUUAAUGGUGGACAUCAUGUUUAUCAUCGACAUCCUCAUAAACUUCAGGACCACAUACGUAAACAUAAACGAGGAGGUGGUCAGUGAUCCAGCUAAGAUAGCAAUCCAUUAUUUUAAAGGCUGGUUCCUCAUAGACAUGGUGGCGGCAAUCCCAUUUGACCUUCUUAUCUUUGGCUCAGGAUCAGAUGAGACCACCACUCUGAUUGGCCUGUUGAAGACAGCUAGGCUCCUGCGAUUGGUGCGUGUAGCCAGGAAGUUGGACCGCUACUCUGAGUACGGUGCUGCGGUCCUCAUGCUGCUCAUGUGCAUCUUUGCCCUUAUUGCCCACUGGCUAGCCUGUAUAUGGUAUGCCAUUGGCAAUGUGGAGAAGCCUUACUUGGAGCACAAGAUUGGCUGGCUGGACAAUCUGGGCGUGUCCAUAGGAAAGAGAUACAACUACAGCGACCCUAACUCUGGUCCCUCCAUCAAAGACAAGUACGUCACCGCUCUUUACUUCACCUUCAGCAGUCUGACCAGCGUGGGCUUUGGAAAUGUUUCCCCAAACACCAACUCUGAGAAGAUUUUUUCCAUCUGUGUCAUGUUGAUUGGCUCCCUCAUGUAUGCCAGUAUUUUCGGAAACGUGUCAGCCAUCAUCCAGAGGUUGUAUUCGAGUACAGCCAGGUAUCAUGCUCAGAUGUUACGGGUCAGGGAGUUCAUACGCUUCCACCAGAUUCCCAACCCUCUGAGGCAGAGGUUGGAGGAGUAUUUCCAACACUCCUGGGCCUACACCAACGGCAUUGAUAUGAACACGGAGGUGUUAAAAGGUUUCCCUGAGUGCCUGCAGGCGGAUAUCUGCCUUCAUCUCAACAAGAAUCUUCUUGAAGAGUGCAAAGCGUUCCAAGGAGCCUCCAAAGGCUGUCUGAGGGCCUUGGCCAUGCACUUCAAAACCACUCAUGCCCCUCCUGGAGAUACUCUGGUCCACUGUGGUGAUGUUCUCACCGCUCUCUACUUUCUGUCUCGUGGCUCUAUUGAGAUCCUGAAAGAUGACAUUGUGGUAGCCAUCCUGGGAAAGAAUGACAUCUUUGGCGAAAUGAUCCAUCUACUUGCCAAGCCCGGGAAGUCCAAUGCUGAUGUGCGCGCUUUGAGUUAUUGUGACCUGAGCACCAUUCAGAGAGAGGAUCUGCUGGAGGUGAUAGACAUGUACCCAGAGUUUGCAGACUACUUCUUCAACAACCUGGAGCUGACCUUUAACCUCAGAGAUGAGUCUCCAAAGCCCUCCAUCUCCCAAGGCGGGGAUUCAGACGGCGAGGGCAGUAAGACCAUCAAAAGAAGGAUCUCAUUCACACCAGAUAUAUCUACAGUGGAAAACAAGGGAGAAGUUACAAACUUAGGGAGAGACCGGGAGUCUAACUCGUCCCUAAAAAGAAGUUCAGAAGUCCUGAAACCCUCUCCACCCAACGCCCCCGUCCUAGGCUCACAUCUUGCAGUCAGAGACAACGUGGGGAGAAGACCAUCUUUCGAAGAUUUGUGCUGUGAUAAAUGGGCCUGUAAGAAGCCUACGGAGUACCUGGAUGAGUCAGCACAAUUCCAGGACCUGAGAGAGGAUGAUAACUCCGCCAGCGAGAUCACGUAUGGAGAGGUGGAACAGCGCUUAGGUCAGCUUCAAGAGCAUUUAAACAGGCUGGAGAAUCAGAUGGUGACAGAUAUUCAAACCAUCCUGCAGCUGCUGCAAAGACAGCCGACGCUGGGCCCUCCAGCCUACAGCACUGUGACUGCCAGUCCAGACUAUCACACCCCUGCUGUGAAGGUUCAGCCAGUUGCUCUGACUGCAAGCCAUUUCUUCAGCCAUACAGGAACUCAAGGUCCCAACCAGGAACUGGAGAGGGCCGUUCAGGAAUCCAAAGACUCUCUGUCGAGCUUGGCCAACGUGAAUGCACCCAUUGAGGGCAGCCUUACAGCAUCGCUUGUACAAAGACAUACAGAGACUCAACAACAACAACAGAUCACAGGGCAUCAACAGUCAGCACUGAUGCUUCUUCCAACUGAAACCUCUUCAAUCUCCUCCUCUUCAGCAGCCCCUUCCGACUCCAACCUUCACACCACUGGCCUCCAAAGACCUGUCUCAGACUCAGAGUUUCCAAGGCCAUAAUCUUCCAGAGGCACUUAUACCUUAUACCUGGGUUGUUAAGCUGUUAUUACUUUUUUAAGUAGCAGCUUUUUAUCAGCAUGCUGGCACAGACAUCUGUAUUGUUCAUUUGCAAUGGCUUGGUAUUAGUAGGCCUGGUAGGAUGUUUUUUUUCCUUCAUUAUGCAUGUGGAUAAAAAAAAAACGUUUGCUACAGUUAACAGUGGGUUAACUGUUAUCAGUCUAAUAACAAUGGUUACAUAUUGUAACGACAGCUCUAUAAACACUGAAUCCCUCUGAUGGACUCUUUUAAGCAUCAUCACACACAAAAUGUACAUCUCAAUGCCCAACCAUCUAAGAUGAACCUAUUCAACCACACAGAGUGGUCCAAUAAGAGGACAGAAAUGUGCUAUUUAUUAAGUUUACAGCUUCGUAAAUAUUUUCAACUUCAUCUGCACGUAAACUGAUUAAAGAGCACUACCUGGUUGUGCUAGAACUAGCACUGCAACAGCAUAUCAACAUCCUGUGUCACUGGAGCGUUGCACUCUAAUGGGCUCUAAUGGAUUCUGUAGCACGUGACUUUUCAUUUUAUCCCCCGACACAUUACUGGUCACACAGGGCUGGGCUAAGUGGGCCACAAGGCCAUAGUCGGGCUUAAUAAAAGCACACAUUGCACUUACAAUUCGGGUUCCACUGGACCCCAGGAAAUGGACAACCUUGAGAAUCAGAGAGAUGUGUCCCUUCCCAAAUCAUAACUUGCUAAAUAAGCAAAGCUGACUGACCUACCUCACACAAGACUAGGGUCUCAAUGUUCAGCCCAAGGUAUCACAUACUUCGGGUGUCUUCCUGUUGUCAGCUGCAAAGCUGUGAUAAGCUUAGCUCCCCAACCAGUGUGUCGAGGCAGACUGCAACUCCAACCUGAGACUUGGAAGCAGUGUGAUCCAAAGCUAGGGCCCUGCACUAGCUACUGUACUCAUUUCCAUUAUAUGUGUCGAUCUGAAAAAACUAAUUAUGAGAGGGGGACUUUUCUGAAAACGUUGCUUAGCAUCUGAAUCUGAAUCUAGUGCAGGCCAUAGGUUGAAACGCAAAGGUUGAAUUUCUGGGAUACAGGCCAUGUUUACACCAGCAAUAGUCAAUACUGAAACAGAUCUUGUUAGAGCCCAUUAGAGUGUCUAGCCUGUAUGCUAUACAUUUACAGACUAUACAUACUAUUUUCUGCAGCUAUUAGUGAAGCGCAUCAUUAUUACAAAGGUGUGACAACAGUUUUCUUAGUCAUUGUAGGCCCAUCUCUGAAGUGUGACUCAGGGGUUAUGGAAAAUUGCACUGCAAUAUACAGUACAGUAUAAAAUAUACUGUGUUUUUCUUCUUUAAACAAUGUGCAUUAUUACUGCGGUCACUGAUGUGCACCUACUGCACAACGUCAAGCCAACAGAAUGCCCCCUACAUGCAGCUUGAAGUGUUUUUGCUGUUCUGCUGCCUCAGACAAACAAGUAUGGUGUAGGUAUUUCUACAUGGCAGUGCAUGUGUUUUAUAUUUAUAUAUUUACUGUUUUGCACUGCUUAUGAGCCCAAAGUAGCACAUUACAAUAAGAAAAUGAUGUCAGCACAAUUGUCUCUUCUUAGGAUGCACAUGUUUGGUGUGUUGGGGUACUGGUUGGACGGGGACAGCUGGAAAGUUAGUACUUGUGCAUAAGCAGGCCCCAGAGAAGGUUUUGUGCCUAUACAACCAAUCAAAAUGCAAAGUCAGCAUCUUCAUGUAUAACUAACAAUAACAUAGACGAAGCAUAUCGAAUCGAUCCUUGUAUUUUUUUUGGUGGCAAUGUAUGUUAAUGUUGAAUUGUUGUUAGACAAUUGUUAGAAGAUAAAUGCAUCGCAUUGCAGAGUAUUUUUUUUAACUGAGUAAAUUAUAUGAGAAACUCUUUAGAAAAACAGGACUACAUAUGUUUGUUUUUAAGC
Molecule: messenger RNA, 5690 nt
Organism: Eleginops maclovinus (Patagonian blennie)
Lineage: Eukaryota; Metazoa; Chordata; Actinopteri; Perciformes; Eleginopidae
Product: potassium voltage-gated channel subfamily H member 7-like
Biological process (GO): potassium ion transmembrane transport; membrane repolarization during action potential
Cellular component (GO): plasma membrane
Molecular function (GO): inward rectifier potassium channel activity
Source: RefSeq, a predicted model, not a curated record